This is a messenger RNA of Haliotis rufescens (red abalone), 3111 nucleotides long. RefSeq names its product GTPase IMAP family member 9-like. The record is from RefSeq and is a predicted model, not a curated record. NCBI's taxonomy places the organism in Eukaryota, Metazoa, Mollusca, Gastropoda, Lepetellida, Haliotidae. The transcript is spliced from 5 exons. Gene Ontology annotation, molecular function: GTP binding. The coding region runs from base 89 to 1249 and encodes 386 amino acids.
GCCUCGCGAAGAUGGUUCCUGACAGUCUGGUCCAUAUCCUCCUCAAGGCAGGGAUUCGACCUGCAGUCUCUGCAGCUGUGGCAUUGGGAUGACGCAUCUAUGUGUCACGAUGUCAACGCCAAAUAAUGCAUCCCUUGUUCUCAUCGGGCGUCACGGGGCCGGGAAAACAGCAGUUAUUGAAUCCCUUUUAGGAAAGAGAUUGAAAGUAUCUACGCCUGCGGGGGAUAUCGGCAACACAUACAAGAUAACAACUCCCGGCAUGGCACUGAAGGUUAUUGAAACACCUGGGUUCUUCGCUGCAGUGGACAUAAAUACUUGUAAGUCCAAGCUAGUUGGCACUAUCCGUACAUCUACACCGAGUACCGAUGCCUUUGGGAUGGUAAUUCAAAUAGGACGAUUUACAACGGAAAAGGGGAAAAUGAUUGACUUGUUUCAAGAAAUAUUUGGUGAGGGUGUGUUCCGAUUUACUAUUGUCAUCUUUACAAAGUUGGACGAACUCACCUACGAUGAUAUGACUUUGGAUGAGUUCCUUCAAGACAGUACGCCAGAACUUCAGAGGUUUUUAACGGCAUGUGGUGGGCGGUAUAUUGGCUUUGACAACACGGGAGACUGGGAGACCAGGGCGAAGUAUGGAGAGAGACUUGUAUCCAUGUUGAAGGAUCUCCAGAUGCAGAACAGCAACAUGGUCUACACCGUGGCCAUGCUUGAUGAGGCCACUGGGUGUCAGCAGAAGAAAGAGGAAGAAGAGAAGAGAAAACAGGAGGACGAGUAUAGGAGAGAGAAAGAAGAAAUGAAGAAACGGAUGCGUCAAGGGAUGAGACGAGAGUUUGAUGCAGAGUUGCAAAGAGAGACUGUGACGACAUCACAGAAGUACCAAGCCUUUGGACAAGAUACGAAAUACAAACCAACACAUGGUCAAGGUUUUCAACAGAUUGUUCUAAGACGCGCCAAACCGACACAAGUCAGAACUCCACCACACGGAGAGCAGCGUCCAAGUGAAAGAUCAUCGGACAACACAUAUUCAAACGUGAAGAAGACAGGCAACGCAUCAUACAAAACGACUCAAGCAGAACGUGUCCCUCCUAAGAUAAAACCCAAACAUAGGAACAUCCAAGCUGUCCUUCCAAAGGAUAAAAUUGAUGACGGGAGGACCCCAAAGGGCAGGGUCGCGGACACUGUGCAGUCAAGCCAACCAAAAAGAAGAAGUUUAUUUGAACUCAUUUCCUUUUUCGAGUCUCAGAAAAAUUGAGACAACUCUUCGUUUUAGUGUUGAUAUAAAUGGCAUGUGACACAAAUAAGUUGUUCUAAAUGUCUUUUCUGUCAGCAUAUCACAGUUACAUACAUAAAUUAACCGUUGCUAAUGAAUGAUAUAUCAUGUCACAUAAAGAGCGUAUCUUAUAUUGUUAUAGUGGACGUAAUAAGUACUCGGUCGCCACUACCUUACACUCACGGAACGUGUAUUGAAAACAAUACUGAAUAUUACCGGGGGUUUCAAAACAAUGCUUGGGGUUUCAAUAUAGAGACUUCGCUUUUAGUUGAUAGAGACGCAGCGCACAGUAGAAUGGCAUCAAAAGAAAGUAAAAUCUUACAUUGAAACUUAAUGGUCCUAACAAGUUUUAAGUCUUUUUCGGAAACGAUAAGGGCCCAACAUACGAUGGGCCAAAAUUCAAACAAAGAUUUGUUAAUGUUAGACGAAAGUUUCAUAAAGGGACACGAAAAUAUGUGUUAUACAUACUGACCUUUUUCUCACAGGGGUCACUGUGUUACUUUCAAAAGUUGGAGAGGAAGUAUUCCGGCAUGAAUCAUGGUUGGUUCAAUUUGACCACGGCAGUUUCCCACGAACAUGGUUAUGCCGAUAUAUAUGGAAGUGUCGUUACCGUUUACGUGUGAUACAGUCUAGUACAUCGAUACACUGGAUCACCUCCCUCUGCCACCAGACCGGUACACCGUAACAUUUAAAUUUAAACAAAUCAAUUUUGUUGAUUAUGCAUAAACAUUUGUUUCGUUCGGUAUAUAGGUUCUGUCAAUUAAAUGUCCCUAUUAAAGAUGUAAAGGAGUUUGAAAGGGAAAGACUUGUUGACAUGAGAGUUACGUUUUGGCCCUAAUACGAAUCGAAACGGCAACAGAUUAUCCUUACCUGGUUUGAUGUGCACGCAGUCUGAACGAUCACUGCAUCGAGUUUAUGUGCAGUGUGUUGAGAGGAUCGGCAACCCCGCAGAGUCAUGGUUAGGAAGAAGACGGCUGGCCUGACUAGUACCACUGAGGACCAGUAACUUCCCACUCAAAACCAUCAAUGUGUGAUUUUGCAUCAAAAUGUAAAUAUGAAAUGUAGAUUAUGCAAUGAAUUUAAUGAGACUGUCCAACACAUUGUCAGUGGAUGCCCAGCUUUGACAGAAACACAGUAUCUUAAGCGACAUGAUGGCGUGGCUCGAUCCUGUUAUUACCGUCUUCGCCAUGCUUUUGAUUUUGACACAGAAGUCCAUCCAUGAUACGACCCAGAGGGCGUCAUGGGAAAUGAUAAAUAAAAAAUUCUUUGGAAUAGACCUGUAUACAGCCUCAGACCAGAGACCAAAAAGUAAAGGGGCGACCCUCUAGCUUAUGCCCGAAACCAUCGGCGUUUGGGGUUGUACUGCGCAGCUAUUCGAAAGCCAGCAGAAACGCGUUCACUGCAGUCAUCGUUGUCGCCUUUCGUUCCAUGCAAGUGAUAUAUUUCAAAAUUUAUAUUUACGCUCAUGUAUUUCUUAAUAUUGUCAACACUGCAAUUGAGAUUUGGUGGUGCCCUAAAGCAUAUAAACAUGCGAUCCCCUGAUCUGUAAAGAUUUGUAUUAAUGUUUUGUAAAUAUAAAUUAAGAGAUAUGAUUUUGGCCUAAACAGAAUCACGAUAAUGUAAAUAUGAUUAAGGUACUACUGACUAUGUGUAAACAACAAUGAAAUCAUCAUACAAACAUAAAAAUCCAUUAUAUGAUAUAUUUGUAUGCCAAGACAAAAGGUUUAUAUCGGCAGUCGUCGGAAGGGUAACUCGGAAGUUCGAGACAACGCAACAAGAAGGUGUCUUUUAAUAAAAUAUACAGAUGGUCUAUUGUCCUUUUCUGUAAUAAAUACAUGAAUAUA